This is a messenger RNA of Saccoglossus kowalevskii, 3117 nucleotides long. Its product is annotated as myotubularin-related protein 13-like. Gene Ontology annotation, molecular function: guanyl-nucleotide exchange factor activity. NCBI's taxonomy places the organism in Eukaryota, Metazoa, Hemichordata, Enteropneusta, Harrimaniidae. The record is from RefSeq and is a predicted model, not a curated record. Gene Ontology annotation, cellular component: membrane; cytoplasm.
AUGGUGGUACCAUUCGUUGGAUUUACUGAAGCCAUAAAGAGCGACAACUUUCCGAAAUGUGAUUUCAUCCCUUUUGAAUUCUACGAAGUGAGGCAUGCCAAGGCUAGUCUGAAGAAGUUGAUGAGAGCGUGCGUUCCGAGUACAACGUUGACUGAUCCUGAAGUCUCGUUUCACAAGUUAGUGGAAGAUGCAGAGUGGCUUCCGCAGAUUCAGAAUAUUAUGCAGUUGGCGGGUGCUGCUGUGGAUUUGAUGGACAUUCAAGGUUCCUCUGUGAUGAUUAGUAUGGAAGAUGGAGGUGAUUUUACCACACAGGUGAUCUCUUUGGUGCAGAUCUUACUUGAUCCCCAUUACAGGACGAUAGAAGGAUUUCAUGUGCUGGUUGAGAAAGAGUGGUUAGCAUUUGGUCAUCGAUUUACACAUCGUAGCAAUCACACGGUAGCUCAUCAAGGAAGUGGAUUUGCGCCAAUAUUUUUACAGUUUUUAGACGCCGUUCAUCAGGUUCACAGUCAGUUUCCACUCUCCUUUGAGUUCAACCAAUACUUCUUAAAAUUUAUUGCAUAUCAUUACACCUCUGCUAGAUUUCGCACUUUUAUCUUAGACUCAGAAUGUGAAAGAUUUGAACACGGAAUAAAUGAUAGGACCAAAUCAGUGAAGCUGGACGAGGGUUGUGUUGGUAAUAGCGGUACAAAACCAACUCAGAUCAAAUCGCUAUGGGAAUACAUUGACCGAAUCCAUUCAAAAUCUCCGCUGUUCUACAACUUCCAGUAUGCACCGGUCCGAGAUUCGGUGUUGAGACCUUACUCUAACAUUGCCAGUCUCCGGAUAUGGGAGUACUAUAUUAGCGAGGACUUGAGGACUGGAUCGACUUACGACAGGGAGGUUGUCAUCAAGGCGACAGAACCCAAUGAGGAGAAUGAAGAAGGACCACUUUUACCAUCAGACAGGAGAAUACUGAACGUCUGUUAUGACAACAUUCCUGAAGCUCAGCUGGACAUGUUCCAAUGGCUCUUGGAGGAAAUGAGCCACUUGGAAUCUGACCUGGGUCACCUCCCAAACAGGUGGAAGUUUGUGUGGGAUAAACUGGAGAGUCCUGCAGAAAUGCAGAACCGGAGAGCUUCCUUAGCUACGGAGCUCGUCAAACAGCACGGAGCGGCUAUACACAAGAAAUCGACUAUUGAAAUACUUACAAAGGCAAAAGAAGGUGGAAAAUCCCACACACAGCCACAUAAUUUUGAGCCUCAUAGUUAUGUCACCCCAACGUACUGUGAUUACUGCCAACGAAUACUAUGGGGCAUCGUCAAACAAGGAUAUAAAGGUAUGAAUUGCCGCGAAUGUGGCUACAACUGCCAUGACAAAUGCCAGCACCUUGUACCAAAGCAAUGCGGCAAGGUUAAAAUGAGUCGAGAGUCUUCUUUCAGGCAAUCACAAACAUCAAUGGAAGAGGUCAUCAGGGUGACACCGCAAAACACGCCAAUGUUAUCAGGAGGUCAGACAGGCACGGGCUAUUAUGACCAGUCCUGGCAUUCAGCUCGUGUAGCCGAAACUAGGACACAUGAAGGAUAUCUCUUCAAACGAGGUGCUCUGUUGAAGGGAUGGAAGCAGAGAUGGUUUGUACUGGAUUCUACAAAACACCAGCUGCGUUACUAUGAAUCCAAAGAAGACACACAUUGUAAAGGCUUCAUAGAUUUAUCAGAAAUUGAAUCAUUACAACCUGCCACGUCGUUACCUGGAGCACCCAAGAAAGCAGACAAUUCAGCAUUCUUUGAUCUUAAAACCAUCAGAAGAGUUUACAAUUUUCUAGCAGACUCCAAAGACGCUGCGGAUGAAUGGAUCAACAAGAUUCAAGAAUGCCUCUGAAUGUACGGCGCUAUUGCUUGCAAGGCCUUGAUAUCAACACAAAUUCAGUAUCACGGGGGAAUCUUCCAUUUUCAGGGUUAAUUCGCCACAACUUAUGUACAUAUUUAAUAUAACUAUUAAUUACAUAAAUUUUAUUAUGUGUAUCAUGUUUCCUGAAAAUGGAGGUGCAGCAAACCUUUGACCUCACACGUGAUGUUUGACCUUUGACGCCCUGACCCCCUACAGCUGGAAUCAUUAGAUUACUUUACUCUCCAGUGAAUUUGUUAUUUUAGACUGUUGAGCCUCCCCUGGGUAUCGUGGUUGGUACUCACAUACUGACAGAAAAGUCUUGUCAUCAGCCCUUGAUACACAUCAUACUUACCCCAUUCAUAUCUUUAGAUAUUAUCCUUAUACCAAUCAGGCUGCCUAGAUACAGGGAGGAUAUUUUAACCUACAAGAGCGAUAUUCCCAACUGUGGGGGGAAAUUGAACAACACUUGUUUUGCUUAUUUAUUGAUUUUUUUAACCACAUCAAGGGUUGGAUAAUCCAAAGGGCUGCAGUGCAUUCUGAUGAUGAUUACAUUUAGAUUACAACAUUAUACACAUGAACGUGGUUAUGAAAUGAACAAUGAUUUUAACUUUCCAAUUGUUUACACUACACACUCCAUGGUUUGAGUUUAAAUGCAUUUAUAUGCAAACAACGACGCUUAUUUACAUAUGAUGUUUCAAUAUAUGUAUCAUCUCCUGGUUGCCUGGGAUUAUCACAACACGAACUGUAUCACAACCGGCUUCACUUUCUCGACUUCUUAAACUUGAUCUAACUGUAGUAUGAACGCCACAAUUUCGUCUAUCACCAACCCAUCUCUACUGCGUAAGGUCAAAGACGUGUUGAUUAUCACGCGCACACAGGUACUAAUGAAGGCAACCAGCAUGGAUACAUGGUUCAUACUGUUAGUUUAUACAGUUUAUAUUUAUAAUCAGAUUACACAUCUUUGCGUUAUAGAAGUUUGUUACAUUGCAUUUGACAAUCACAUUAAUAUCACAUCACUGACAUUUACAUAAUAUUUGACGUAGUUCAAAGUUCAUCACGACAAGAUAAAGUGAAAUGCACCUUUGGAUUAUCUCGCCUUGACAUCAUAUCGUCAGGUAACAACGUCAGUCGGUUUUAACUACAUUAUGGAAACGUAGUGGUAUAUCAUUGGUGUCACACAUAAUGCCGAAAUUUCACACUCUUGCUUGCCGUUAUAUUUUACGAGAAUUUUAUUUUAAAAAAAAAUGCCUA